CACACACACACGCACGCACGCACUACACCUUUGGCACUUUUUAGCACUACAAAUUCGCAUCCCACCCCUCGCUUACCCUUCAUUCAACAUCAACUUGUUUCUCUCCUCUCCUCUUCUUUGCUUGUUAGCUGCUUCCUCUCAGCUGCCCCUCACCUCCUGCUAUAUACCUUUCUUCAACACUGCUCAAAAUCCUCUGAUCAACUUUGCUCCUCAAUUUCCUCCCUAUCUAAUUAAGGACAUUUGUUUUUUUCACCUAUUUGCGACCCUUUUGGCCUGUCAUCAUGACCACCAUAUUACAGUCUUGUCUUGAGACGCAGUUCUGUGAAACAGCAACUGUCAUGCUCAAAGUUGCUCCCUCCAAAACCUUGGAGUCGAGCAGAAGUAGUCCCUGCAACCGUCCAACGGAGGUCAACAGUACGGCCACGCCAAACAUGUCCUCCAACCAUGAUUCACGAGGUUGGAGUUUCCUACAGUUUCUCGACAAUGUUUCUUCAGCUCCCAAAGAAACAAUGGAGAAAGAAAAUGUGUACGUCCAUCCUUUGACGAAGCAAUAUUCAUCCUCAAGACUGAGCGAAAAAAGCUUGGAAUUAUGCACUGAAAAUUUGGGGAGUGAGACGGGCAGUGAUAUCAUGGAUAUCAGCAUUUUGUCACUGUCUUCAUCCAAUUCUCCAACGAGCUCUGAAGAUUCUUGGAUAAAACAAGAAGGAAAGCUGCCUCAAGAAGCGGAAACAUCAUCGAAGUGUAAGGUGAAUAAUUCUCGAAAUUUUCCACCUCCCUUGACUACAAUAAGUGGUUCAAAUUCACUCCAAUUUAGACCCCACCGGGAAGAUGGAAGAUUAGUUAUUCACGCCGUCGAGGCCCCAUUGAAACAUAACUAUUUUCAAGCCGAACGAAGCCAUGGCCGCCUUAGGCUAUCUUUUUUGAUAGAUCAUGCUACUAAGUUUGCCUCGCAAUUGACUCGAAUGGAAGAAGAUGAAGUCGAUGUUAGUGACGACGAAGAUGAAGAUUGCUAUCAACUAGAGGAAGAAGAAGAUGACGAAGAAGGAUGCAAUAUUUUUGAUGUUGAUGUUGAAACGGGAAGGGAAAAAUUUCACAGGCUAAUGACUACUAGAUGCAACGAAGGUGGGCACGGGAACAACGGAUUGUGUAAUUGGCAGGAGCCUGUAUGGGUGGCUACAUCCUAAAGUUUUUUCUUGUAUCUUUUCUUCUAAAAUCCAAUUUCCACAAAUUUUUCUUUUUGGU
Coffea arabica (coffee) is the source of this 1242-nucleotide messenger RNA. Its product is annotated as protein FANTASTIC FOUR 2-like. The record is from RefSeq and is a predicted model, not a curated record. NCBI's taxonomy places the organism in Eukaryota, Viridiplantae, Streptophyta, Magnoliopsida, Gentianales, Rubiaceae.